Messenger RNA from Pisolithus orientalis, 378 nucleotides. RefSeq lists its product as uncharacterized. NCBI's taxonomy places the organism in Eukaryota, Fungi, Basidiomycota, Agaricomycetes, Boletales, Pisolithaceae. The transcript has 3 exons. The record is from RefSeq and is a predicted model, not a curated record. Bases 1 to 378 code for a protein of 125 amino acids.
AUGGCCAGUAACAAAGGGCAGAAGGCCGAGAGAAGUGGCAGACUGGCUUCAGACAAGUCCAGGGAAGGUGUUGAGGACCAGGACUGGCUAGGUCCAGGCCUUGGGGCUGCACCAGAGGUGCACAGAGGUCAAAAGACCAACAUCAGGGAGUCAGGAGGUCAAAUGAGUGAUAUGAUCCCAGUGUUCAGUACAGUAGAACUGGUCAAAGACAGCUGGGCUAGAGACUGUGGUGAAGACCAGGGUGACCAGCCAGGAGUCAGAGGUAGCUCAGGGGAGCUAACAGAAGUGAGUCUGGUUGUUGAGGCCAGCUCAGGGGCAAGUCUGGAGGGUAAUUCUGACUUGGAAGUGGGCUCAGGCAUGAACUGGGGUUGGUGGUGA